Coniophora puteana RWD-64-598 SS2 is the source of this 1656-nucleotide messenger RNA. RefSeq lists its product as uncharacterized. NCBI's taxonomy places the organism in Eukaryota, Fungi, Basidiomycota, Agaricomycetes, Boletales, Coniophoraceae. The record is from RefSeq and is a predicted model, not a curated record. Bases 1 to 1449 code for a protein of 482 amino acids. The transcript has 3 exons.
AUGACGGUGCCGUCACCCUAUGCCCUGCUCCCACUCACCAUCUUUGAUGAUGCUUGGAGUCCGACUAACUUUGCAACCGGAUGGCUAGUGGAAGGAAUCAUAGACGAGAACAAGCUCCGCACUGCACUCAAUGCUCUUACUCUCAAAUGGAGGCUUCUCUCUGGAAGAUUGGAGAAAGUGAAUGGUGAUACGUACACAAAGUGGCUUCUGAGAGUCCCUCUGGGAGACUUACCGCCCGACUACGCCACGUUUUCUCUGACUUCGCGCGUCUCUGAAGUACCGCUAUCACGUUAUGUCACCCUUCCCCUCCCUCCAGUCUCCCCUUUCCCUCCAGGCGACGUCUUCAUACAUUCGACUAUGCCACACGACAGCGAAGGUUGGGCAGCGCAGAAGGCUCCUCUCACCUUCUGGCACCUCACGUAUUUCCAUUCACGCGAUAGUUCGGACUCAAGCCCAUCCUAUACCUGUAUUGGCUUCACUUGGCCACAUGGCAUCUUCGACGGCGUGGGCGCGUCGCUUGUUCUUCGGGCUCUUGAUGACGAGCUACAUGGCAGAGAUUGGACAGUGCCAUUCACUCUGUCGGAAGGAUACAACGAAAACCCGCUGCAGCGCGUGCUCGAUGACUCGAGCACACAGUCAGGUGCCGAGAUCGCAAAGUACAAGGGCAUGUGUGCGGUUCCGUGGUGGAUUGCCAUCUUCGGUCUGCUCUGGUGCGCUUGGGAGACGUGGUGGCUCAAAGCGCAGUAUCGACUUAUUGUCGUUCCAAGAAAUGUCUACCAGCGUCUCGCGGACGAUGUUCGCGUACAGCUCCAGGAGAGAUAUGGGUCAACGCUUGAAGUUGAUCCGUCCAAGAUCACAUCGAGUGAUGUGCUGACGGCAUUUUUGUUUAAGGCUCUGUACGGGGUAGGCGCUCGUCCUGAUUUGAAGAUCAACUGCACGUACUUCAUAGAGUUCCGCAAGCAAAUCUCCACCGAUGCCUUUGAUUUCGCGAAGUUUCCGCACAACAGCUUUGUACCACUAUCACACCCAAUCACGACGGUUUCGUCGCUCCGCGAAACCUCACUGGCAGACCUUGCUUACACGUUUGCCCGGUCACGGCUAUCUUUCGACUCCACGCAGGUCUUCUCUGCUUAUCACUUUCUCCGCGAUCUGUCAACGAAGAAAGGGUUCUUGUUCAAUCCCGCGCAUCCUGAUGUGGACGAAGCUCUGAUGGUCUCCAACGUCUCGGCUCAGCGUAUUGUUGAGUUCGACUGGACAUCACUCGGUGCCGGGCGCACUGUUUCUAGCUAUCGCAUCAACUCGUCUCGUCUUCCUGUACGGUUCUCCCGGUUGCUCUCGUUGGCGGGAAGACUUGCGGAUGGGAGUGCGCUGAUUGAUGGAGUUCUCACAGAGAGAUCGUGGGAUCAUGUACAGCGCGAGUUCGAGCAACUGAUCACCGAUUAUUCGUAGAUAUCUUCGCUCACCUAUUGCCAGAUACGAAUGAGGUUUCCCAUAUACUAAAUAGCUCCUUACGUUGAGUCGACAGCGUGUUUCAAGUGUAACACUACGCACAUACUGUACUUUGCCCCCACGCAUCUGCCCUCGCGUGCACCUUGUGCUCAAAAGAGGCAGCACGAUUAACAGUUAGGUAAGAGUUGAAGUAGACGCGAACGGCUU